AUGGAUGCCGCAGAGAGCGACUUCAGUGCAGUGUUAGCCGUAGAGCCACGGAACGCAGAAGCUGCUGCCAAAACAGAACUGAUCGCUGACUUGCGGCAAUAUCUUCAUCAAGCCAAGUCGUACAUUGAACGUAAAGACUGUCCUUCUGCUGAGCACUAUUUGAACAAGGCCGUUGAGCAUCUCGUCUGGGAUCCAUCGCUUUAUCGACUCCGAGCCAAAUGUUUGGAAUCACGCGGAGAAAUCAGAAAGGCCAUCGCUGAUAUGCGAACACUCACGAAGUUAUUGGCAGACGGUACGGAAGAUUACUUGAGGAUCUCACAGCUCUACUAUGAAAUCGACUGGAUGGCAUGUUUGGAAAAGGGUCAACAAAUUCUCAAGACCGAAGCCAAAGUAGCUGACAUUCAGUUGGAUACAUACAGACAUCUCUGCAAAUGCAAUAUGGAG
Messenger RNA from Cooperia oncophora, 444 nucleotides. The record is from the annotation of a GenBank genome assembly. Lineage: Eukaryota; Metazoa; Nematoda; Chromadorea; Rhabditida; Trichostrongylidae.